AUGAAGCGCCCCAAUCCCGCCCCGAAACAAGCGUCGCAUAAGGGUCACAAGCCCAAACGUCAAAAACUCGACGACUUCCCGAAACCUCUUCCUCCGUCUACGAGACCCAAGCGCCGAGUCCAACUCAACGAGCUGGGAUGGAAGACCGUGGAGAUGCCCGAUCGGUUGGAGGAUACAGAGGGUUUCUACGGACUAGAAGAGAUUGAAGAUGUUGAGAUUGUCAAAGAUCCGGUUACUGGCAAUCUUACGUUCGAGACUACAAAGACGGAGGAUGAGGUGGCACAGGAUGUCGAGGAAGCGUGGCAACGGGAGGAGGACGAGCAAAAACGCUUGGAGCAGAUUACUUUUGACGAGGAGAAGGUGGUUGGACAGGACGAGAGCGUAGGAAAGAAACUGCAGGAAGCAGAUGAGGAGGUCGCGUGGGAGGGCUUUAGCGACGAGGACGAUGCGCCGGCGGGAAUUUUGAAGCAAACUGCGGGUGCAGAUGCUAAGGAUACAGCUGACGCAAGUGCUACCAACGGCGAGCCGGAGGUAAAGAAAAUGACAAAGACUGAGAAGAAGAAGAGGGCGAAGGAAGCGAAGCUUAAGAGGGAGGCAGAGGAAAAGGCCAAGGCAGAGCUGCCGACGCCAGAUGAGGUCGAAGAGGAGGACGAUGCCGAGGACGACGAACCCUCCGAUAUCGAGGACCGCGAAGACGGCGAGACGUUCGGACCUGGCGCUUGGGAUAUAUUGGCGAACCACGCCGAUGACGACGACGAGACAGAUGUGCGCGCAUGGGCUAAGCUCGACCUCUCCGAAGAGAUGCUGGGUGCGUUGGCGAAGCUCAAGUUCUCGAAACCUACCAGUAUCCAAGCGUCUACUAUACCCGAGAUCAUGUCUGGCCGGGAUGUUAUCGGCAAGGCUUCGACAGGUUCAGGAAAGACACUCGCUUUUGGUAUCCCGAUUGUCGAGACGUACCUUGCUGCUCGCUCGACGCCCAAAGAACCCGAAGACAAGGCGCCCAUCGCGCUGAUCAUUGCGCCAACGCGUGAACUUGCGCAUCAAAUCAAUGAUCAUUUGAUCGCCCUUUGCGCAAAGGGCGACUUCGAUUCCCCGUACAUCGCAUCUAUCACAGGUGGUCUGUCCGUACAAAAGCAGCGCAGGCAACUGGAAAAGGCUGACAUUGUUGUCGGAACACCAGGACGACUGUGGGAAGUUAUGAGCAGCGGUUCAGGAGUGCUACCCAAGUUCAAGCAAAUCAAGUUCCUGGUUGUAGACGAGGCUGAUCGGCUGUUGAGCCAAGGACACUUCAAGGAAAUGGGAGAGAUUCUCAAAGUCUUAGAGCCCGAUGAUGAGCCUAACGAGAAAGACGACAUUGAGGAAGCACCUGAAUCUCAGCGCCAAACUCUUGUGUUCUCUGCCACUUUCGGAAAGGAACUGCAGCACAAGCUUGCUGGGAAGCAGAAGUAUGGAGGUGGCGAUCUCAUGAACCAGCAACAGUCGAUGGAGUAUCUACUCAAGAAACUUAAGUUCCGCGAGGAGAAGCCAAUGUUCAUCGAUGCCAACCCUACUUCGCAGAUGGCCAGUAGACUGCAGGAAGGUCUCAUUGAAUGCGCCGGACCCGAGAAGGAUCUCUAUCUCUACUCGCUACUCAUGUUCUACACCAAGAAGCGCGCUCUAGUCUUCACCAACUCCAUCUCGGCAGUACGCCGCAUAACGCCAUUCCUGACGAAUCUGGCUCUCCCCGCUCUACCCCUACACUCCAACAUGCCCCAGAAAGCCCGCUUACGCUCCAUCGAACGAUUCAAAGAACGACCAGGAUCAAUCCUAGUAGCCACAGACGUCGCCGCCAGAGGUCUCGACAUACCCAAGAUAGACCUCGUCAUCCACUACCAUCUCCCCCGCGCCGCCGACACCUACGUCCACCGCUCCGGUCGUACCGCUCGAGCCGACGCAUCCGGAGCCAGCAUCCUCAUCUGCGCCCCCGAAGAAGUCGGCGGCGUCCGCCGCCUCGUCGCCAAAGUGCACGCCCGCGCCAGCGACGCCCCCAAAUCAAAGAAAACCGCCUUCUUCAUCCGCACUCUAGACAUCGACCGCCGCAUCGUCUCCCGCCUAAAGCCCCGCGCCACCAUCUCCAAACGCCUCGCCGACACCGUCAUCGCGAAGGAAAAGAAACACAGCGAAGAUGACGUACUACGCCGCGCAGCCGAAGACCUAGGCGUAGACUACGACAGCGAGGAGUUUGAGAAGGAAGCGCCUGGUAAGCGGGGUCGGGGUAGUGGACGUAAGAAGAAGGAGAAGGAGGCGAGUGAGAUGACGAAGGGGGAGAUGCAGGCUCUUAGAGCGGAAUUGAAGCAUUUGCUUAGUCAGAGGAUUAAUACGGGGGUUAGUGCGAGGUAUCUUACUAGUGGCGGUAUUGAUGUUGAUGCGCUUAUGGCUGGGGAGGGGAAUAUGGAGUUUUUGGGUAAUUUGGAUGGGCUGGGGUUUGAUGAGGUUGUUGAAUAG
This is a messenger RNA of Alternaria metachromatica, 2484 nucleotides long. RefSeq names its product ATP-dependent RNA helicase (gene MAK5). The record is from RefSeq and is a predicted model, not a curated record. Bases 1 to 2484 code for a protein of 827 amino acids. Gene Ontology annotation, cellular component: nucleolus. The transcript has a single exon. Gene Ontology annotation, molecular function: RNA helicase activity; ATP binding; nucleic acid binding. Lineage: Eukaryota; Fungi; Ascomycota; Dothideomycetes; Pleosporales; Pleosporaceae.